AUGGGAAAGUUAAAAAACGUUACUUUUAAAGAUACGUAUUCAUCGGAUUUUAAGGUCAAUCCUGAUGAACUAUACGACUCAGUUAAGGAAAUAAAGGAUAAAUGGAAGAUUCUCCCUUAUUAUUUGGGAAUGAGAGGAAUAGCGCGCCAACACAUCAAUUCCUACGACAAUUUUGUUCUCAGGGAGAUAAAGGAUAUCAUGAGAGCGCCGAGCAACAAAGUGAUAAGGACGGAAUUGGAUCCGAAUUUCUUCAUAGAAUUUGUGGACAUCAGAGUGGGUCGUCCGUGUAUAGAGGAGAACAUGAUUCCGAUCAUGUUGACGCCUCAGAUGUGUAGGAUCAGGGACCUGACUUACAGCGCCCCAAUAUACGUCGAUGUGGACUACGUAAGGGGCCAGGAAUAUAUAAGGAAGAAUAAUUUGGAGAUAGGAAGGAUCCCAGUGAUGCUUCGAAGCUGUAUUUGUGCGCUUUCGGAGAACGUGAGCCUGAAAUCACUGAAGGAGUGCCCGUACGACCCGGGAGGCUACUUCAUAAUCAAGGGAGUCGAGAAGGUCAUUUUGAUGCAGGAGCAGCUUUCGAAGAGCAGAAUCAUAGUGGAGAUGGACAACAAGAAGAACAUAUGCGCAACGGUGACGUCAGCGACGGCGGAGUCGAAGAGCAGGACGGCAGUGACGUAUAAAAACUCGCAACUAUACGUGAAGCACAACAGUCUGACUGACGACGUGCCAUUGUGCAUUAUCCUGAAGGCAAUGGGCGUGGAAACUGAUCAGGAGAUAGCGCAGCUGAUAUCGAACUCGUCAGAAAAUAACCCGAACAGGGAUGAAACCAUGUCAGGCACGCAGAACUACAAUAACACGGACGACUACGUCAUCUUCCUGAACGACCUGUACAAGGAGAACAUCAACAGCAGGCUGGACGCAAUACUGUUCACAGGAAAGAAGAUAAGGCCGAGGAUAAUCGCAAAGGGCUUCUACACGAGCAACAAGGAGAGGCCGCCGAAGACGACGCAAAUGAUGAUCGAGGAAACGCACGACCUGCUCUGCAGAGUGCUGCUGAGCCACAUUCCGAUGAGGGACUCGACGGACUUCUCAGGAAAAAUAAAGACGCUCUCGCUGAUGGCGCACAGAGUGCUGAACGUGGUGAACAACGUGGAGCCGCUGGACGACAAGGACCACUACGGAAACAAGAGGCUGGAGCUGGCAGGGCAGAUGAUCUCGAUCCUGUUCGAGGACCUCUACAAAAAGUUCCUCUUCCACCUGAAGAAGCAGAUUGAGCAGACGCUGGAGAGGUACAUAGCCUCGAAGACAAACUCGCACAGAGACUCUGCAAUCCCGUACCCGGACAUACUGAGGAACCUGCCGACGGACAUACUUACCAGAGGAAUGACGACGGCAAUCAGCACAGGCAACUGGAACAUCAAGAGGUUCCGAAUGGAGAGGAGCGGAGUGUCGCAAGUGCUGUCGCGGCUGUCUUACAUAUCGUCAAUAGGCAUGAUGACGAGGACUAAUUCGCAGUUCGAAAAAGGAAGGAAGGUGAGCGGGCCGAGAGCACUUCAGCCGAGCCAGUUCGGACUAAUAUGCCCCUGCGACACGCCGGAGGGCGAGUCGUGCGGACUGGUGAAGAACCUGAGCCUGAUGACGCACGUCACCUCAGACGUACCCUCGUCGAUACUGGAAACGCUGCUGUUCACGCUCGGAGUGGAGCCGAUAGACACUGUGUCGAGCUACGACCUGUUCCACUCGCUGAACACAGGAACGGAAGAAGCAAAGGACGAAGAUUUUAGGCUGGUCCUGCUGAACGGAGUCCUGCUGGGAGUACACAAGAAAGUUAAGUUGCUGGUGGACGGAAUAAUAAAGCUGCGAAGGAAGGGGCUCAUCAACAUGUUCGUGUCGGUGUACGAAAACUACCAGCAGAAGCAAAUACACGUGUCCUCGGACGGAGGGAGGCUGUGCAGACCGCUAAUCGUGGUGCAGAACGGAAAGCCGAAGCUGACGGACGAAAUACUGCAGAAGCUAUUGCUGAAUAAAAUCAACAUCGACUACCUGUUCAACAACGGUAUCCUGGAGUGGAUAGACGUGAACGAGGAGAACAAUUUGCUCAUAGUGAUGAGGGAAAAGGACAUAAACCACAUGACGACGCACCUCGAAAUAAGUCCGAUGAGCAUACUGGGGGUGGUGGCCGGGCUGAUUCCGUUCCCGAACCACAACCAGAGUCCGAGGAACACGUACCAGUGCGCAAUGGGAAAGCAGAGCAUCGGCUCGAUCGGAUACAACCAGCUGCACAGGUGCGACACAAUAGUGCACCUGAUGAACUACACGCAGGUGCCGCUGGUCACCACGAAGACGAUACAGCUGGUCAACUUCGACAAGCUGCCGGCAGGACAGAACGCCAUAGUGGCGGUGAUGAGCUACCAGGGCUACGAAAUAGAGGACGCAAUCAUCCUCAAUAGAGCAUCGAUAGACAGAGGCUUCUCAAGGUGCUUCACGCUCAAGAACAUCUCCUGCGAAAUCACAAACGCAACGCCGAACGACUCGAGCGGGUACCACAACAGCGGCAGAGAGGGGUUCAAGGACAAGGACCCGAACGCCAACAAGGAGUACGUUAUAGGAGUGGGAGAACGGGUGUUGCCGGGACAGGUGUUGAUCUCGACCAGGGACAACAGAGACUUCGCAGCCUCCUACGGGAACGUUAACGCGGACAAGUACGACAAGUCGAGCGCGGGAGGCAAGGAGGACCGAGCGAAGUACAUGUCCUUCAAGUACAACCUGAACGCGAGCGGGCACAUAGACAGGAUAAUACUGACGGAAAGCUCAAACGGGAACAGGCUGUACAAGGUGAUCGUGAGGCAGAGCAGGCCGCCUGAAAUCGGAGACAAGUUCAGCAGCAGGCACGGCCAGAAGGGGGUGGUGGGCCUUAUCGCGGAGCCGGAGGACAUGCCCUUCACGGAGUCGGGCAUGGUGCCGGACCUGGUGAUGAACCCGCACGGCUUCCCCUCGAGAAUGACGGUGGGAAAGCUGCUGGAGCUGGUGGCCUCGAAGUCCUCAGUGCUCUCGGGCCGCUUCGUGGACUCGACGCCAUUCUCAAACAGCUACUCGAACAACCAUCAGGGAGGAGGCGGCGAUGAAGGCACGGAUUCGGGGGGAUACGAAAACCUGGGAAACGACGCCCAGGACAACAUAAACGAGAUUUGCAACAUACUCAUCAAGAAGGGGUUCCACCCGAAGGGGAAGGAGGUGCUGUACUCAGGCAUCACGGGAAACUUGAUUAACACGCUGAUCUUCUUCGGGCCGAUCUACUACCAGAGGCUGAAGCACAUGGUCAUGGACAAGAUUCACGCGCGCUCCCGCGGGCCGCGCCAGAUGCUGACGAGGCAGCCCACGGAGGGGCGCUCGAAGGACGGGGGGCUGCGUCUGGGCGAGAUGGAGCGCGACUGCCUCAUCGCCUACGGCGCCUCGAACCUGCUGAUCGAGCGGCUCAUGCUCUCCUCGGACGUGUACAACAUCCAGGUGUGCAACUGCUGCGGCUUCAUGGGCUACAACAACUAUUGCAAGUUCUGCCGGAACCGCUCUCUCGUCCAGGUGACCAUUCCCUACGCCUGCAAGCUGCUCUUCCAGGAGCUGCAGGCCAUGAACAUAAAGCCGAGCCUGAUCGUCAGGAACAGCUAA
This is a messenger RNA of Theileria orientalis strain Shintoku, 3663 nucleotides long. RefSeq names its product DNA-directed RNA polymerase III. The record is from RefSeq and is a predicted model, not a curated record. Gene Ontology annotation, biological process: DNA-templated transcription. Lineage: Eukaryota; Apicomplexa; Aconoidasida; Piroplasmida; Theileriidae. Gene Ontology annotation, molecular function: DNA binding; ribonucleoside binding; DNA-directed RNA polymerase activity. The transcript has 5 exons. Bases 1 to 3663 code for a protein of 1220 amino acids. Gene Ontology annotation, cellular component: RNA polymerase III complex.